This is a messenger RNA of Haplochromis burtoni (Burton's mouthbrooder), 4809 nucleotides long. It is a transcript of the gene atxn7l2a, whose product is annotated as ataxin 7-like 2a. The record is from RefSeq and is a predicted model, not a curated record. Bases 1548 to 3851 code for a protein of 767 amino acids. Lineage: Eukaryota; Metazoa; Chordata; Actinopteri; Cichliformes; Cichlidae. The transcript is spliced from 9 exons.
CAUGAAACAUUACAGGGAACAUUGGUCACCACCACACUUUAGUCUGUGGAUUCGUUAACGUUAGCUUAUAGUUGUUUCUGGAGCAUAAAUACACAACUCAGACAGGUAGAAGCUCGCUGUUAACUGAUUUAGAACCAAAAAGUAGGAUUUUAAAUUAGACAGGAACAGGGAGGCCAGCGCUGGGGUUACAGGCUCCUUAGUGCCCGUCAGCAGGCGAGCAACUGCAUUUGGACCAACUGGAGAUCAUGAAGAGAGGCCUGGUCCAAACCAAAGUACAGAGAACUGCAGCAGUCCAGUCUGCAAGUAAUGGACACAUGAAUAACACGUUCACAGACAUCAGCUGCAAGGUGUGGCUUUACCUUGGCUUGCUGUCUCCGAUGGACAACGCUGGAGUGGACUACUGCGCUCACCUGACUACACAGUUUGACCUCCAAUAGGAAAGAUCACCGUGUUAAAAGCUAACUAACUAACCAGGCUGCUCCUUUGGUAAAAUUCCCUUCCAGGUUCCUGUGUGUGCCUUUGCUGGUUAUAGGAGUGCUUUCAGCCUGUCAUACUCAGCCGCCUCCACAGGACGCUGCUUAACUCCGCACUCGCCUGCCUGCUCACCCUCCAAUGCUCCCUUUUCACUGGUGCAAUAUCCACGUGGAUUACUGGAAACGCUGCCUGGACUCAUUCUCUUCUUCUCCUCACCAAGACCACAUCCUUUCACUGAUCUGUGCCACCUCCUGGCAAACAUUAUCCCGUGUGAGUGUACGAUACAGAACGCCGAACUAGGUCCUGCUGUUUGUGCUGGGCUUUAGAUUGGUUAACAAUGAUCGCCUCAGGUGCUGGUGGGCAGCAGGGUGCCGGUACAAAUGUGCUACUCUUACAUGAAGACAAAAGAAGAGGCAACAAGAGAGAAGGAAAGGUAGGCGUGUGGCAGUGAGGGACUGUUACAGGGAGAGAGCUGGCUGAUAUGAUGGAGACAGAAGGAAAGAAGGCAGAUAUAUGCAGGAGAGCAAGCAAAGUUCCAACUGUUCCAUCAUGGUGUGGACAGGAAGUGAAAUGGAGGAGAAGAUAAAAUAGUCUGGUGGAGGUAAGUGUCAGACAGGAGCAGGUGGAAGAAGGAUGAAUGGAGGAAGCUCAGAGGAUAAUGUACCUGUGCAGGUGUGCAGCUGUGGCACUCUAACCAGGCUGUCUGGUACAUGAUAGAGGAGUACCAGUCUAUGCAGAGGGGACAAAGUGGGUGGCCUCUGUCCCUUAACAGGGUCGUGGACCAACUAUUGAUCAUGUGCCUCACCACACGCGACAAGGUGUAAAGACAGGCGGCAGCGGAUCUGUGGAAGCUGUGAUGUUUCUUACAUGUCAUUCUGUUUUCACUGCGCAUUCAACCAUACUACGUCCACGCGUGUGCUGUGUUGAUAACAUUCUGUCAUUUCCACGGUACAAAAGUGGGACAGCUCUUAGAGCCAAGCCUUCUGUUUGUGUGGGUGUCCCCAGCACGCGCACGCAGGAAGUUCCUUUCCUGUCGAGAACGCGAGAUGACGUAAGCUGCUUGCCGCGCAGUGAUGAUGGCGGUUCGUGAACGCGCAGUAAAAGUAAUGGCUGCUCUGGAUCGGCGGGUUCCUAGCCUCGAUGAUUUCGUGGGUCAAAGCUGGACUGCCUGGGCCGAUUGGGCGGGCAUGACGCCGGCGGAUGGGCCUGAUGUGGAUGACUGCAAUAAGAAUGGCAAAAAGGCUGCAGAGGCAAUGUCACUCAGUAAAGAGGACAUGUCCAUCUUUGGCCUCUACCCUGGCCAUGACGACUUCUACCUGGUGGUUUGCAGCCAUUGCGGGCAGGUCGUGAAGCCACAGGCCUUUGAAAAGCACUGCGAGCGGAGACACGGGCCUGUGGCCAAGCUGUACGCCCGCUUACGCUCUCCCACCCCGGCACCGCAACCCCAACAGAGAAGCCAUCACGGCCCCUCUCCUCCUCAUGGGACCAACGCUGCUUCGUGGGAGGGUCGAAACCAGGGAGUCGGGCAGCUCCGGGCGGCUCCACCUUCACCCGUCACACCACCACAGUACAGAUACUCAAAGACUUCCAAGGACGGAGUGCGACACUCCCCACUGGAGAAGUCCCACAGCAGUCACUUUGACUCUUCGGUAUUCAAGCAGCCACCACCUCUCGAGCCUCCCAUGAGCUCCCCACCUCCGUCUCUCAGAGAUCCCCCUUGGCCACACGGAGCUACUCCGCCUGGUAGAUCUUCACCCAGUGACAGGCACCCCACAGUGAGAAAGGAUUCCACUCAAACCUCCGCUGCCACACGCCACCGCAUCCCCAGACCCUACAACAAAGUGGCUUCCAAGAGGAAGUGCGACUUGGACAAACACUGCGGCGUCCUUGACCCAGACAGGAAGAAAGUGUGCACCCGCCUCCUGACAUGCAAUAUUCACUCCAUCCACCAGAGGAGGAAGGUGGUGGGCCGCAGCAAGAACUUUGACCAGCUAGUGGCAGAACUCAAGACCAGGGUUCGAGAGAAAGGGAGCCCAGCCCUGGAGGGAGGCUCCUCGACGGGACAGUCCCUCAGCCCAGAGGCCCCCAGGGAGCAAGCUGGUACUCCACACUGCAGGAGACCUUUGGUCACCCUCCCUGCCUUCAGUUGGCCUACGGCUGUGGUAGAGAGUGCCCCAGAGGAGGAGAGCCAGCGGUCGGAUGAGGGUAAUCCCAGAGUCCCCUCGCCUCUGGUCCACGGACGAAUCUCGAGCGAUGAAAGCGAGGCAGAAGGAAACGACGAGCGAGCUGAGUUUCCAUCUUCGGCUGCGCAUCCCAGACCAGCGGCGGUGUGCUCGUUUGGAAGCCGUGUGUUGGGUCAGGGCAUCUACACGUUUGACAGGAGACUACACCACCUGAGGUCUGCCUUCAGCAGCAUGCUGGAACAGCACAUCAGCGCCCAUCUUUGGAAGAAAAUACCUCAAGCUGCAGACCUUCAGUCUCCUCCUCCUCCAGCCAAGACCAUCACAUCCGUGUCUCCCACCAUCAUGUCCUCCUCUUCAUCACAUUCUAAGGUUCGCACAGGAAGUCAUAUUAGCUCCUCCCUCAAAACGGCGUCAUCUUCAUCAUCUUCCAGUCGAGGGCCGGGGAGGCCCCCGACAUCCACGCAGUUGGAGAACUACGGGAGCAAUAGCAGCAGCAGCAUCGCCGGUAGUCAUGGCGCGCCUGCGGCGACGCGCUACCCUAGUCCCGGGAGACCCAAGAAUCCAGUCGGACGUCCCAGCAAGCAAAUGCUGAAGCUGCGAGAGCAAGUCGCUACAGCCGCUGUUCUCCGCAAGCGCAAAGUCCCAUCCCAGGAAGGAGAGCACUCUGGUCCCGACAGGAACUGCAUCGUCCUCCAGGACAGGGGCCGCCCGCCUUCCAACACGUCGUCUUUAUCUUCCAAAGCGCACGCACAGACCAAUGGCACGCUCUCCCCCAGCAGCAAACCCCACCCCCAGCCUUCCCCCACAGACGCCCAGUCGCCGACCACAAAGGCUAUUUGGACUUACAGACGGACACACCCUCCUCUGGGGGACCCUUCUCCCACCGCCAAUUCCCACAGCCGUGCUUGCGUGGGAGACUCAGGGCUGCACGGGCAGGGCAGCGGGAGGGUCUUUGAGCACCAGAUGGGAACGGUGAAGAAACGCAAAGCUGGUCGUACGGAGGAUAACGCUCCCUCCUCUAAGCCUUCAGCCCACUGCCUGACUUCCUCCUCUUCUUCCAGCUCUGCCACUUCGUCUCCACGCUCAAACUUCUACCCCUGGAAAGACAAUAAAAGCGGGACGCUUUCUGGGGGUGUGGAGAAGAAACUGGGCACACAGAAGGUAGGUUUGGACGAGGGGAAAUGGGUGUACUGAGCAGUUCCAGUCCACACUUGGCCCCUGCAAAGGCGACUAGGAGUAACCCUUGAAGCUCUUUUGAGAACGGAGUGGUUUCUGUUGUGUUUCUGCUUGUAUGGCUGCGUUAGUGAGGGCGGCCUCUGCCUGUGCAGCUACCUCACAGCUCGUCACCUGUGUUCACUGGUGUAGCUGAUGAGACUGCCUCUGCACAGCUGAAAGGAUGCUGCCAGUCAGACAGUUUGUACCGUGCAACCAGCUCAGUGCCUCACAGUGCAUGUAGAGGAAUCAUGUUUCUGCAUAGACGCAGCAGUGUACUGCUGACGUGUUGAAGGUGCAGCUGCUGCCCUCUGGGUAAUUACAAAGUGCCAUAGAUAAGUCAGGUCAUACUCCUCAGAGUCUCUGUUGUCAGCGACGUAGUCUUGGACUAGACUAACACAGGUCUGCUGCAAGGUAUUAAAAAUGACUAUUACUCAACCGAGAGCUGUUUCCGUGACGCCCAGCAGCGGUGGACAGAAAUUCCCGCCACGCUCCGAGGAGCGGUCUUAAACUGGCUCUGUGUGAAACAUGGAUCUUUGUUUAUUAUGAAGUGAAUGCAAAGAGCAGCUGUCUAAACAAAAGUAAUAAUUUGACUAAUUUUCUUUUGUCCUACAGCCAAAACUGCACCAUUAAGUGUGCCUGCCUUACAAGCCACGAUGAGGGAGCCAGCUCUGCUCAGUCCAGGACUGAGCCAACAGGACUGUGUGUGUCUGUGUGUGCCUUCUGUCUGUGGAGCGUACGCUCGGGUGUGGAUGUGACCGCUUGUUUGUAUGUGCAGUGUCGAUGUAGUGUGGAUCGCAGCUGGGUGUGUAGGUCUGGGUGAGUGAAGGAGGGUGGGAGGAGUUCAGAGCGUAUGGAUUUAGAAAUACCUCACGACCAUCUGGUUAUGCUGCUAAAUGAAAUGUUGGUUUAUAAAAAUUGAUUAAAAAUGUCAUUUUCA